This is a messenger RNA of Misgurnus anguillicaudatus (oriental weatherfish), 2042 nucleotides long. RefSeq lists its product as uncharacterized. The record is from RefSeq and is a predicted model, not a curated record. Gene Ontology annotation, biological process: regulation of actin cytoskeleton organization; actin filament bundle assembly; actin filament polymerization. Gene Ontology annotation, cellular component: synapse; stress fiber; neuron projection. Lineage: Eukaryota; Metazoa; Chordata; Actinopteri; Cypriniformes; Cobitidae.
GUAAUAACAUAGUUUAAUACUGAAAAUGAGUAGACUAUUCCUUUAAGUAAGUAUUUGUGUAUACAAAAAAGUCAUAAUUUUAAUAUAUUUGUAACGUAAAAAAGCAUGUAAAUCCAUUAUUUGAUUUGAUACAUGUCCCUGCUCCUCCUCUUUAUCCAUUAAGGCGUCCUUGGACUAAAAAAGGUUGAAGACCUCAGGUCUUAGGUAUUAAAAUGCUUAAAGUACUGCAUUUGAAAAUUGUAUUUUGGAUUUAUUUGUGAAAUCAGCUGUUUGUGUGCUUGGGUUUUUUGGGCGAGACAGUGGGCUGGCGGUGUGCUGUAAACCGGAGCUUCAGAUGGUUCUGGAGAGGAGGAAGAGGGAGCAGAGCCAGAAGGAGGAGGGAGAGCAAAACAGGAGCCCGCUGGAGCAAGUCCUCCUCAAACGCCAGCAGAAACAUCAGGAGAUGAUGAAGGAGAAGGAGGAGGAGCAGAAGUUACAUGAGGAGGUUCAGCUCUUGGAGUUUGUACGAGUAAGACAGAACCUGAAGAAAGUUCAUUCGGCUCUACAAAGGAACAUUCACCCCUGAACGUCUUCAGCACAAGCAGGAAUUAUUCAUUUGGCCAUGAAGAUUUAUUUUGAAAUAAUGUACACGGUGUUUGCAUUAUAUCUGACUGUUUGAUUCAUUUUUAAUCUGUUACAUUUUACAGUUCUUGUCUUUUUUCAAAUACCAUAGUUACUACAAUUAGUUAUAGACCAUACUACUAUAAAAUCAUAGCAAGUCUAUAGUAUACUUGAACGAUGUAAUUUUUUUAUUGUUGAAAUCUAUUACAAAACAGACAGAAUUAUGAUACAGAGGUGGUAUGGCAACACUACGGUAAAGACUACACUGUAAAAAGUAAAAGUUAGAUCAACUUAAAAAAAUAAUACUUCAAUUGGUAACGCCUAAAAUGGAAGGUUUUUUUACAUACUUUUUUCACUUUAGGGGAAAAUUUAAAGAGCACCUAUUGUCCGAUUCACGUUUUACAUUUCCUUUGGUGUGUAAGUGUGUACAUGUUAACGAUAUGCAAAAGGUACAAACCCCAAAGUAAAUGAUGACAUGAGUUAUCGUCUCCAACGUAAAUCUCUUUUCUUGAUACGGAGUAGAGCCCUGCAAGCCCAUUUGGGCCGGGCUCGGGCAGUUUUUUUUACACACCGGGCUCGGGUCGGGCUCGGGCUUAUUUUAGCGUCUCUCCUCAUUGUGUGUAUGUGUGUUUGCGUGUGUAGAGACCGCGUAUCUGAGAGCGAGCAUCCAAGAGAGAGAGCAUGCAUCAAAGAGCGCGCACAUCAGAGAGAGCUUAAAAGUGAUUGAUAUUGGUCUCGGAUCGGGUCGGGUCGGGUUCAGGCUGAAAAAAUUGCAGACAUUGUCGGGCUGGGGUCGGGUAGGGCUUGAACACUACGGGCCGGGUUAGGGCUGGAGUUUUUGGCCCGUGCAGGGCUCUAAUAAAGAGCCUCACAUUUCUGUGGUGUCAGAGGAAUUCAGGCCAAUCACAAAGUACAGAUUAGCUGACCAAUCAGGAACACAGCUUUUCAAAUCCGUGCAUUUCAGGAAAAGAGUCAAAUCUGGAGCUACAAAAAUGUACGGUAUGUGGAGAAUAAUGUGUUUUUAACCAUAAACCACGUGAACACAUUGUAUUAUACCAAAUACACAAAAUAACAUUGUUUUUAGCAAUGAAAUAGGUGCUUUUUAAGUUGAAAAUGUUUAAAUAUUUUAGGUGUUACUAAUUGAGAUUUUUUUAAGUUGAUCAAACUUUUACUUUUAACAGCGUAUUAGCAAGUUUUAGUUUCAUAUUAAAAUUUGGUAGUAUUAUCAUGGUACCACAAAGCAUUAUAUUAUAUUAUAUUCUUUCAUACAUUCAUCUAUUUAUUUAUUGUGUACCAAUAACUGGAAUAAAAACAUGGUAGAUUUUGUACGGGGUGGUAUUCAUCAACUGAUUUGUAAUCAUUGUCAAUAUUCUUGUAAAUUUUAUUUCUAAAGUUUGAUUGAAUUUUAAUAAAAAUCAAUUCAAAACGGAAAAAAGUCUAAU